Messenger RNA from Tarenaya hassleriana, 558 nucleotides. RefSeq names its product dolichol phosphate-mannose biosynthesis regulatory protein. The transcript is spliced from 3 exons. NCBI's taxonomy places the organism in Eukaryota, Viridiplantae, Streptophyta, Magnoliopsida, Brassicales, Cleomaceae. Gene Ontology annotation, biological process: GPI anchor biosynthetic process. Gene Ontology annotation, molecular function: enzyme regulator activity. Bases 124 to 354 code for a protein of 76 amino acids. Gene Ontology annotation, cellular component: endoplasmic reticulum membrane; dolichol-phosphate-mannose synthase complex. The record is from RefSeq and is a predicted model, not a curated record.
CCCUCCACCUUAAAAUCCCUCCGCCGCUGCGAUCGCCGUCGCCUUCGCCGUUUACCGUGGCUGUCUUCGAUCUUAUGCGGUUUUCAGAUCGAUCGAGCAGUGCUGAGAGCUGCAGAUGCGAAAAUGGAGUUAGCUGAUCGGGCAGUCGGGUUUCUACUGUCUUCCAUCAGCUUGUCCAUCUUCAUUUACUAUACUUUCUGGAUCAUCAUCUCGCCAUUUGUAGAUACAGACCACUUCAUCCACAAGUAUUUCUUGCCCCAAGACUAUGCAAUUCUCGUGCCCGUAUCCGCCGUUUUUGCUCUCCUCUCCUUCCUCGCCAUGUUUAUCGGGUUUGUGAUUCUCAAGUCGGAAUAGAAGAAGGCGUGACCCGAGCUCGAGUUUUCGCUAAGAGUUUUGUUGAUCUCUGAGACACCAUUAUGUGGUUGUAGGAAGUGAUUCUGAUGUUUGUGAAUACAUAAUAAAGAAUGAAAGUUGCAAUCUUUAUUUUAACCCUUUGAGCUUUGAUGUGAUUGUGAUAAAAAUUCCUUAGAUUUCGACAUGGGCUUAUGUUUUUGUCAA